UAUUCAAUUCAAUAUGGCGACCGGCUUCAAACGGCUUUGAAGCUAGCUUUUCUUUUUCGCCAAUUUAGCUCAAUUUUUCAUUUAAUUUUCUGAUAAUAGAGUGUAAGCCAUCGUGAAAUAAGCUAAUCUGUUUUUAGUGUUUUAUUGAAGAAGAUUCCUCGGUAUCUACAGCAAAAUGUAUGACGACAGGCGCGGGGGUGGUCGUGGCGGAGGCCGUGGUGGGGGCCGUGGCGGCGGCCGGGGCGGGCCUCGCAGCGGCGACAGGUCGGACGACCGCGGCGGCAGCAGGUUCGGCGGCCGCGACGGCGGCGGCAGGGGCGGCGGCCGCGGCGGCGGUCGCGGUGGCGGCUUCGGCGGCGGUCGCGGCGGAGGACGCGACGACUACCGUAGCAACUUUAAAAACGAUCAACCCGGGGGCAAUCUGCGUAAAAUCCGCUGGGACACGGUCGAGUUGAUUCCGUUCCAAAAAAACUUCUACGUUCCUUGCGACAGCGUCGCUCGCCGCACGCCGGCCGAGGUCGAGGCGUACCGGAGCCAGCAUCAAAUUACCGUAAAAGGCCGCGAUGUGCCGAACCCUAGCAUGUUUUUCGAAGAGGGUGGCUUCCCUGACUAUGCUAUGAAAGAGAUUUUAAAGCAGGGAUUCCCCAGUCCGACUCCUAUUCAAGCCCAAGGCUGGCCGAUCGCUUUAUCGGGAAGAGAUUUAGUCGGUAUCGCUCAAACGGGCUCGGGGAAGACGCUAGCCUACAUCUUACCUGCGAUUGUGCAUAUCAUUAAUCAACCGAGGCUGCUGCGAGAUGAUGGCCCCAUUGUCUUAGUAUUGGCUCCCACUAGAGAGCUUGCUCAACAAAUUCAACAGGUCGCCAAUGACUUCGGUCAAAGUGUGGCGGUGCGUAACACGUGCAUCUUUGGUGGGGCUCCGAAGGGGCCUCAGGGGCGCUGCCUGGAGCGAGGGGUGGAGAUCAUCAUUGCUACUCCUGGCAGGCUCAUUGACUUUUUGGAGAAGGGUACUACGAACCUGAAGCGUUGUACAUACUUGGUGCUGGACGAGGCUGACCGGAUGUUGGACAUGGGCUUCGAGCCCCAGAUCAGAAAGAUCAUCGAGCAGAUCAGACCGACAGACAGGUAAGUUCUGAUGUGGUCCGCAACCUGGCCCAAAGAAGUCCGGAACCUCGCCGAGGAGUUCCUCCAUGACUACAUCCAGAUCAACAUCGGCUCCCUUCAGCUCUCUGCCAAUCACAACAUUUUACAAAUCGUGGAUGUCUGCGAGGAAUGGGAGAAGAAUGACAAGCUGAUUACUUUGCUUACUGAGAUCUCAUCGGAGGAGGAGACUAAGACUAUCAUUUUUGCAGAGACUAAGAGAAAGGUUGACGAAAUAACCAAGUCCAUAAACCGCGCGGGCUGGCGCGCGCUCGCGAUCCACGGCGACAAGAACCAGCAGGACCGCGACUACGUGCUGCAGCAGUUCCGGCAACACCCGCGCGGCGUGCUCGUCGCUACGGACGUCGCCGCCAGGGGGCUCGAUGUGGAGGACGUGAAGUUUGUGAUAAACUAUGACUACCCGAAUAACUCUGAGGACUAUGUGCACCGCAUCGGCCGCACGGGCCGCUCGCAGAACACCGGCACGGCUUACACGCUCUUCACUCCCAAUAAUUCUGCCAAGGCCAAAGAUUUGAUGUUGGUGCUGCAAGAGGCCAACCAAGUGGUGAACCCCAAGCUGCUUGAGCUGGCUCAGUGUGGGAUGGGAUUCAAGGGGAAAUACAAUCGUGGUCGCUACCGCAACGACCGCGAUGACGACAGAGGAGGCCGCGGCGGCCGCGACGGCGCGCGCGGUCGCGGGGGCCGCGGAGGGGCGGCGGGCGCGGAGCAUCUCGCUUCGGAGACCGCUCUGGAGGCUCACGAUGGGACAAUAACUCCAGUAACGAUAAUGGAGGCUAUAACAACAGUAGCGGAGGUUACGGCAAUCGCGGCGGCUUCGGUAACCGCGAUGGCGGUAGCGGAGGCGGGUUCGGUAACCGCGAUGGCGGUAGCGGAGGCGGGUUCGGUAACCGCGAUGGCGGCAGCGGUGGCUUCGGUAACCGCGACGGCGGCAGUGGAGGUUUUGGCAACCGCGAUGGAGGGAGUUACGGAACCGCGAUGGCGGUGGAUUUGGGAAUCGUGAUAAUGGGUUCAGAGGACGCGGCGCGCCCAGAGGAGGUGGUAGAGGACGAGGCGGUUCUACCGGCGGAGGGUUCGGCGGCGCGGGCGCGGGCGCGGGCGCGGGGGCCGGCAACUACAGCGUGCCGCCGCCCGGGGCACCCGCGCCGGCGCCCCCCGCGUCCUACUACAACAUGUACGCGCAGCCGCCGC
Molecule: messenger RNA, 2346 nt
Organism: Leguminivora glycinivorella
Lineage: Eukaryota; Metazoa; Arthropoda; Insecta; Lepidoptera; Tortricidae
Product: ATP-dependent RNA helicase dbp2-like
Exons: 11
Cellular component (GO): ribonucleoprotein complex; nucleus; cytoplasm
Molecular function (GO): ATP binding; RNA helicase activity; RNA binding
Source: RefSeq, a predicted model, not a curated record